UGCAGUCGUGUGAUGAGUCAGCUGUAAGGCAUCAAUAAUCCACCACAGGCCAAAAGACAGAAGACUAAAAUAGGAUAAGCGAGACGAAAUCUGAUUGGACGCACAAAUUCAGUGAUUCGUGAAUUUUAACGAUUUUGCGACAAGAUCUUGAUACUCAGACAUAAUUUCGACUACCGCCAACGACCAAAAGAAUUUCCUCAAUUCACACUCACCAACCCGUCAAGAUGUCUCAAUACGUUUCCGCUGAUUUGAUCUGGGAGGUUACCAGAUCCCAGAACGCUUACUUGGUCAAGCGCUCAACUGGUGGUGGAAGCACCUUCUCCAGAGACCCCUUGAACUUGACCAACAAGCACUCCAGAAAGUAUGCUGGUUUCGUCAACGACAAGGCCGUUGGUGUUGUCCCAUCUGAGAAGGGUGUUACUUUGAUCACCAAGAAGACCUCUGCCAGCCAAAAGCCAGCAUCCAGCUUGAACAAGACCACCUACAGCAAGUCCGGCAGAAAGACCUUCGCUGGUGUCGCAAAGACCGUCGCCCAAGGUGGAUACAGAUCUGACCUCCGUGCUGAAGCCGUCGCCCGUUCCUCCGCUAUCCUCGAAUCCCAAACCCCUAAGAAAGAUGCCCCAGCACCAAAGCUUAGAGGAUCCAAGGCCGCCAAGGCUGCUGAGAAGGAAGAGUAAAGGAUACCAAUUUGAUAUGGUUGGGGAAUGGGGGAAUUGAUUAUUGUUCAAUUGGUAGGGUCUAGUCUGGUUCCUCAGGUACUCUUAAUGAGUGGAGUGGUCUAUUUUAUGACAUUUGAGACAGACAUACAAACUAGUUUUCAAUGAAUCGGUUACAUCAUGACGGCUUUUGGAAAUCUGGAUGGAGUUCAAAGUGAUGGUUGUGAAGUGAUUGUGAGACUAGAUGGUGGAGUUCAUAGAUCGUUUACAAACGGAAGGAAAGCUCACGCAAUCGGCAUCACAAUCCACAACGGAAGAGUACUCAUCCCAUUCCAGAGCUCAAUUUGCGAUAUACGGACAUGUGAAUGUGAUGACCGGAACAACUCGUAGAGCUUUCUCCCCUAAUAAUGCACAUGUCUUUUGCAAGAACGAUAGACGCGUCCGUAGAUUUCCGAAGCGAAGGGAAUUAUGCCUCGGUCAGUAAACAAUUAGAUAGCCGUUUCCCCAGACUUACCCAAGGUUACGUAUUGAUGGGUAGAUUUCGGAGGAGAU
This is a messenger RNA of Botrytis byssoidea, 1208 nucleotides long. RefSeq lists its product as uncharacterized. Gene Ontology annotation, molecular function: structural constituent of ribosome. Gene Ontology annotation, biological process: translation. The record is from RefSeq and is a predicted model, not a curated record. NCBI's taxonomy places the organism in Eukaryota, Fungi, Ascomycota, Leotiomycetes, Helotiales, Sclerotiniaceae. The coding region runs from base 225 to 677 and encodes 150 amino acids. The transcript is spliced from 5 exons. Gene Ontology annotation, cellular component: ribosome; cytosolic large ribosomal subunit.